AUGGAGAAGAGGGAUCUAGAAAGAGAGUUUCACAUGACAGACUAUGCCAGACACUCUUCCGUACAGAAGAAAGCCUCUGAUAAGGCAAAACACAUAACAUUAGAAGCAGUGGAACAACUCUACAAAGAGACAAGACCCAAGAGUUUAGGGAUAGCUGACCUGGGAUGUUCUUCAGGACCGAACACUCUUUCCACCAUUAGAGACAUCAUCAAAGCCGUCGAGUUUGCACAUCACCGUGAGAUCUCAAAGCAGCCUUUGCCGGAAUUCACCAUCUUCCUUAACGAUCUCCCUAGCAAUGACUUCAACUCUAUAUUCAAGUCCUUGCCUGACUUUCACAAAGAGCUCAAGAGAGACACCAACGAUGGUGAUUGCCCUUCAGUUUUCAUUGCAGCCUACCCUGGAUCAUUCUAUGGAAGGCUCUUCCCUGAAAAAAACAUCCAUUUUAUCUAUACCUCUUUUAGCUUACAAUGGCUUUCCAAGGUUCCUCCAGGUUUAUAUGACGAUCAAGGCAAGUGCAUAAACAAAGGUUGUAUAAACAUCUGCUCCUCGAGCCCUGAAGCUGUUUCCAAAGCUUACUAUAGUCAAUUCAAGGAAGACUUCUCCAUGUUCCUCCGUUCUCGAUCAAAAGAGGUGGUUUCUGCAGGCAGAAUGGUGCUCAUAUUAGUUGGAAGAGAUGGUCCUAAUCAUGUUGGUGAGGAAACUCUUUCUUCUGGGAACUUCUCGCAAGAUCCAUAG
Eruca vesicaria subsp. sativa (arugula) is the source of this 735-nucleotide messenger RNA. The record is from the annotation of a GenBank genome assembly. Lineage: Eukaryota; Viridiplantae; Streptophyta; Magnoliopsida; Brassicales; Brassicaceae.